Molecule: messenger RNA, 972 nt
Organism: Naegleria fowleri
Lineage: Eukaryota; Heterolobosea; Eutetramitea; Acrasida; Naegleriidae
Exons: 1
Coding region: 1-972 (323 amino acids)
Biological process (GO): protein refolding
Cellular component (GO): cytoplasm; cytosol
Molecular function (GO): Hsp70 protein binding
Source: RefSeq, a predicted model, not a curated record
AUGGCAGAUUAUUAUGAAAUUUUGGGCGUUUCUAAAACCGCCUCCACUCAAGAAAUUCGUUCAGCCUAUAAGAAACUUGCUUUGAAAUACCACCCAGACAGAGCACCAGAAGACAAAAAACAAGAAUACGAAGAAAAGUUCAAAGAUAUUGCUCACGCAUAUGAAGUACUAACUGACGAACAAAAGAGAAAAAUUUAUGAUCAAUACGGAGAAGAAGGUUUGAAGGGCGGUGCAGGUGGUGGUUUCCACGAUGCUGCCGACAUCUUUAGCCACAUCUUCGGUGCCGAUGAAGGAUUUGGAGGUUUCUUUGGAGGUGGACGACGUCAAACCGGACCAAAGAAGGGUAAAACUAUUGCUCAUGAAAUUCAAGUUUCGCUAGAAGAUUUGUAUAAUGGAGCAACCAGAAAAAUUAGAGUUACACGAACCCGUAUUUGUACGCACUGUAAAGGAUCUGGUGCCACAAAGGAGGACGCCGUAAUCACUUGUAAAUCAUGUCAAGGAAAGGGAAAAAAGGUCAUUACAAAGAGCAUGGGGCCUGGUUUUGUUCAACAAUAUGUUACUCCUUGUGAAGUUUGCGAGGGUACCGGAAAGAGUAUCGAUAAGAAAUUCAUCUGUAAGGAAUGUCAAGGAAACAAAGUUACCAAUGAUGUCAAAGUUUUGGAAGUCCAUAUUGACCCUGGUAUGAAAGAGCAACAACAAAUCGUUUUUGAAGGAGAGGCCGACGAGAGACCUGAUGUCCUUCCCGGAGACAUUGUAUUUAUUGUUCAACAAAAACCUCACCCAUAUUUCACACGACAAGGAAAUAAUUUACAUAUGAAGAAGAAGAUCAACUUGUUGGAAGCCUUAACUGGUGUAGAAUUUUCUGUGAAACACUUGGACGGAAGAACACUUGUCGUCCGAUCGAAGAAAAAUCAAGUUAUCAAACCAGGAAUGGUUAUGCAAAUUACCAAAGAAGGGUUUCCCAAUCCAUAA